Messenger RNA from Aphidius gifuensis, 2436 nucleotides. RefSeq lists its product as uncharacterized. Gene Ontology annotation, molecular function: sequence-specific DNA binding. The transcript is spliced from 2 exons. The record is from RefSeq and is a predicted model, not a curated record. Lineage: Eukaryota; Metazoa; Arthropoda; Insecta; Hymenoptera; Braconidae. The coding region runs from base 264 to 2297 and encodes 677 amino acids.
AUAUGACAGUCAGACAGUGUGUGUGCACUUGUAGAAUAAUAAAAAAAAUAAAAAUAAACAACAACAAGGAAAAUAAUAUAUUUAAUUAAUUUUAAUUAUUAACAAAAGAUGAAAUAUUUAAAUUAUUUAUAUUUUUUUUACUAAUCGAAAAAGUUUUGUGUGAUAAGAAAAUAUACCUAUAAGUUUGAUGUUUUUUUAAUUUUGUUAACAAUUGACAUAAUUUAUUAUUGAUUUUAAAUAUAAAUGAAAAAUAGCAAAAUAAAAUGCCACAUCCUUGUGUUGUUUGUGGUCGUUCACGUAUGAAUCCAAAUAAUCGUAAAGAAGAUUAUAUGUUUUUUGGUUUUCCAGUAAAUAAUGACGAUAGAUGUAAAAAAUGGCUUGAAUUUUGUUCUCGUGAUGAUUUAUAUAAAUUAAAUAAAAAACAAUUAUCACAAAGAAUGAUAUGUUCAAAACAUUUUAUUAAAAAUGAUUUUGUCAAUGAAUUUCGUGAUAGAUUAACAUGUACAGCUGUACCAACAAUAUAUGAUCCAAAACAAAGUUUAUACAAUAUAACAUGUCUUAUUUGUGGUAAAACAAGAAAUGAUCCACCAUUAAAUGAUGAUGAUGUUCCAUCAUUUCAUCAUUUUCCAGGUGAAGAAUUUCGUUGUUUAAAAUGGCUUGAUUUUGUUGGUGUUGAUUCAUAUUACAGAUUAACAAGAAAAGAAAUAUUAUACUGUUAUAUUUGUUCACGUCAUUUUGCUAAAUCACAAUUUAAAAAUGGCUAUAAAAAUCGUUUAAUUAAUAAUGCAAUUCCAAGUAUUAAAAAUCCAGAUAUUGAUAUUAAUAAUGAUGAAUAUAUAAAUAAUAUAUUAAUUAAUAAUGAUGAUGAUAAUGAUGAUAAUGAUGAUGAUGAUGAUAAUAAGACAAUUAUUUAUGAGCCAUUAUCAAAAGAUAUAUUAGAAAGUAAAGCAUGUGCAUCAUGUGGUAGAUUACGCAUUGAUCCACUUGGUAAAAGUCAUAAUUAUAAAUUUCAUCCAUUUCCAGCUUAUGAAAUUGGUAGAUGUUUAAAAUGGUGUCAAUUUUUAGGACGUGAAGAUUUAUUAAAAAUGUCACCAAAUCAAAUAAGAAAACUUGUAUUAUGUUCACGUCAUUUUAUGCAUGAUCAAACAUUUAAAAAAUUUGGUCCAUGUGAUGCUGUACCAACAAUUAAAUAUAAUACAACAACAACAUUAACAACAAAAACAAAUGAUAAAAAAUAUAUUCAUGAUAAUAUUGAUGAUAUUGAAGAAUUUUUAAAAUCUGAUAAUUUUAAUAUAUUAAAUCAACCAAUUAUAUCAAGUAAAAAACCACAUAUUGAUGAUAAACCAGCACCAUUAGCAAAAAAACGUGGUAAACAAAAACGUUCAACAUUCAUUAAUAUUCCAAAACCAAAACAAAAUGAUAAUAAAAUAUUUGCAAAAUUACCAUUACCUCCAACAACUUGUAAUAAUUGGAGAUUUCAAAUUCCAAAUCAAUAUCAUCCAAUAACAAUUUCUAAUAACAUAACAACAACAAGCUUAAUUAAUGAUAAUAAUAAAAAAAUUAUUUUACCAUUUACUGGAAAUAUAUCAAAUUUUGGUACACCAAUACCAGUAUCAAGUCUUUCUUGUAUACCACCAGGAUUAUUAUUUAAAAUUGAUUUACCACAAAAAGAAAAAAUUGGUAGAGGAAGACCAUCAAAAAAAAAACAACAGUUAGAUUAUAAAAUAAUAACAAAUAUUGAUAAUAAAAAUUAUGAAAAACAAUUUUUAAUUGAUGAUAAUGUUACUGAAAAUUUAGAAACAGAUGCUCUUACUGAAUGUAUGGAAGAAGAUAAUCAAAUAAUUGAACAACUUGAAGAAGAAACUGAAUAUUAUGAUGAACAAUUGCAUGAUUAUGAUAAUACUGAUAUUGAAAAUUUUAUUUAUACUGAAGAACGUUUAGAUUCAGAGCCAGAAUAUAUUCAAGAAGAAAUAUUAGAUGUUAAAAUGCAAGAUAAUAAUGAACAGUUAAUUGAAGAAUCAAAUCAAGACUAUAAAAUUGAAUAUAUUGAUGAUGAUAAUAUUAUUAAUAAUGAUGAUAAUAUGCCAACAUCAACUGACAUUAUGGAAAUGAAUAGAAAAGAGUGUAGAAAAAAAAGGAAAAAUAAAUCAACACCAACAUGUCGACGAACAAUAUUACCAAUAAAACAAGAAGUAAAUUAUUUUUUUAAAAAAUUAAAACCAUUAUUUAAAAAAUUACCACGAAAAUCUAAAGCACAUAUUAAAUUGGCAAUUGUUAAUAUGGUUGAUCAAUUAUAAUUUAAUAAAUCUAAUUAUUGUAAAUAUAAAUUAAAAUAUAUUUAAAAGAUGUGGAUCAAAAUUAAAAGAUAUUUUUUUUACUCUGGGUUUUAUGUGUCUAGAUGAUGUCUGUAAAAUUUUAAAUAAAUAUACAAAUUAC